Monoraphidium neglectum is the source of this 2901-nucleotide messenger RNA. RefSeq lists its product as hypothetical. NCBI's taxonomy places the organism in Eukaryota, Viridiplantae, Chlorophyta, Chlorophyceae, Sphaeropleales, Selenastraceae. The record is from RefSeq and is a predicted model, not a curated record. The coding region runs from base 1 to 2901 and encodes 966 amino acids. The transcript has 16 exons.
AUGCAGCGUUUGAAGCGCACGCCGGAGCAGCCGCGCAACACUGCCCCGCUCGUGCACCAACAGGUGCAUGAUCUGCGCACCUACAGCGAUGGCCUGACGACGGUCUACACGCUCGCGUCGCCAGCACUGGGAGGCGCGGCGUCCGUCGGUGGCGGUGCAUCAAAGACGAGGGGGCGCACGCAGAGUGAGAUGGACCCAUCAGAUGGGAUGCCCUACAGCACGCAGCUGGAGACAGCCGGCAAGCAGGAUGAGCUGAUCAAGCUCAAGGGCGCCCUCAAUGAGAAGGAGAUGGAAAUUAUCGAGCUGCGGGAGCAGCACAUGCAGCUCGUGGUGAGAGCGCGGGGAGUGCGGCAGCAGCAGCCGCCGCUCAGAGGCGACCGCAGCGCCGCUGCCCGCUCCCAGGAGGCGCGCUCAAACUGGGAGGCUGCGCUGGAGUCGAAGGACAGAGCCAUUGGGCAGCUGGAGGAGGCACUCUCCGCGCGGCAGCGGACGAUCGAGCAGCUGAACAGGCAGAUCGCCGCGGGCACGCCGGCGGACGCGGCGCUCGAGGCGUCGCUGGCAGAGGCGCAGGCGCGCGCAGCCGAAUUUCAACAGGAGGCGGACGCGCUGCGGCGGGAGCGGGCCCUGGGGGAGAGCCAGUCUGACGCCCGGCUGCGAGCGGUGCAGCAAGACCUGGCAUCGGCGCAACAGCGUGCGGCGGCCCAAGAGCGCGAGCUCUCCGCGCUGCGCGCCCUGACGGGCGAGAAGGACGCGGCGCUGGCGGCGCUGCACUCGCAGCUGGCCGCCGCGAGGGACGAGCUCAUCGCCGCGCGCCAGCAGCUGCAGGACGCGGCGCGCGACCCAUGGGCGUCCAGUCCGCAGCAUCGUGCGGCAGUGCAGCAGCAGGUUGCGGAGCUGCAGGCGCGGCUGGCGGCGAAGGAGGGCAGCAGCCGCAAGUACAAGGACGCGGUCAGGGCCCUCAAGGCCAAGCUGCGGGAGCGGGACGACGCGCUUGAGGCGCGCCACGCGCAGGUGCUGGAGCUCCACACAGAGCUCAGCCAGCUGCAGCGCAUGCUGCAGCAGGGGCCGCCGGGGCUGGGGCCGGCGUCGGGGCCGGGUUCCCCCGGGAUGGGCGGCAGCCUGGGGCGACGGUACUGCCUCACGCCGCCGCGGCGGCUGAGGAGCGGCGGCGGCAGCGGCACAGGGGUCGUCUGCAGCAGCGCAGAGGACGCGAUGGCGGCGGCGGCGGACGAGCUGGAGCGGCUCAGGAUGGAGGUGCACGGCCUGCAGGUCGAGGUCAACUCUCUGCAGGCCGGCCUGCGGGAGAAGGACGGGCUGCUGCAGCGUGCGGUGGCGGACGCGGAGGCUGCAGAGGGGCGGCGCAAGGAGGCGGCGGCGAAGCUCGCGGAGGCGUCCAGGGAGCUCUAUGAGCUGCAACACAAGCUGGGCCAGGAGCGCGCCGCGGCCGAGGCCCUCAGCGCCGAGCGCGACACCGCCGCCGGCCGCGCCGGCGACAGCGAGCGGCUGGUCCAGGGGCUGGUGGGCGCGCAGGCGGAGGGGCUCAGGGCGCAGGGCGCGCUGGAGGCGCAGGCCAAGGAGCUGAGGGGGAAGCUGGACGCGGCCGAGGCGGCGCAGGAGUCCCUCACGGGCCAGCUGAGGGAGGCCCAGGGUGCGGCGGAGGACGCGGCGCGGCGCGCGGCGGCGGCGGAGCAGCGGCUUGGCGAGGUGGAGGCGCGGGCGCAGGAGGCGGCGGCGGAGGCCUCGGCGGUGCUGCGGCGGGCGGACAGGAGCGAGGGUGCGGUCAAGGAGCUGGCCUCUCAGCUGGAGGCCUCAGAGCGCCGCCUCUCGGCCGCCGAGGCGCGUGCCGCCGACGCCGAGGCCCGCCACAAAGACGCGGCCGCUGCGGCGGCCGAAGCCCAGCGCGGCGCGGCGGACGCGGCGCGGGCCGCGGCGGAGGCGGAGGCGCGGUGGCGCGAGGCGGAGCGGCGGGGGGAGGGUGCCGAGCUGCGGUGGCGGGAGCUGGAGGGGCAGUUGAAGGGCGCACAGGCCCAGGCGCUCGACUCUGAGCGGCGCUGCGUCGAGCUUGAGGCGCGGCUGGUGGCGCAGGAGCGCACGCUGCGGGAGCUGGAGGCGGCCGCAGCAGACUGGCAGGCUCGCUUCCACGAGGCCGACAGCUGCCGAGGAGACCUGGCGGAGCUGGCAAGAAGCUAUGAGGCAGCUGCCCAGCAGGCGCGAGCAGACCGCAGCGCCGAGGCGGCGCAGGCGGCGGCCGACCUGCAGCAGGCGCGCGCCGCCGCCAGCGAGGCCCGCGCGGCGCUGUCCGAAGCCGAGCGCCGCGCCUGCGAGCUGGCGGCGGCGCUGGCGUCGGAGCAGCGCGUGGCGGCGGCGCCGCGAGCAGCGGCGGCGGACGACGCCGCGGCGGCGGCGCGCGCGGGGGCGCUGGCGGCGCGGGUGGAAGGGCUGGAGGAAGCGCUGGCGGGGCGGGAGCGCGCCCUGGAGCGCGCGCGGGAUGCAGCUGCUAGGGCGGACGGGCAGCAGGGGUUGGCGGUGUCGCAAUUGAUGGCGGAGCUGCACGACAAGUCAAAUCGGCUUGCAGACGCAGAGCAGCGGUUCAGCCGGCUGGAGGGGCUCAUGCAGCGCAUCGCCCUGCGCACGGGUUGCUCUAGGCAGCACCAGCAACGGCAGCACCAGCAGCAGCAGCAGCGGCGGCGGCAGGAGGACGAUGACUACGUCGACGAGUUUGACCUCGGCCUCGCGUCCGCCACCCUGCUUGGGGGCAAGGGCACUGGCGGCGGCGGCGGCAACGGCGGGGGCCGCACGCGGCCGAGCCGCAGCGCAGGGGCGGCUGCGGCGGGCGGCGGCGGCAUUGGUGCUCGCAGGGGUGGGGGCGAGUGGCCCGACGUGUUCACCGUGCAUUUGUAA